Messenger RNA from Pseudomassariella vexata, 992 nucleotides. Its product is annotated as dynactin subunit 5. The transcript has 3 exons. The record is from RefSeq and is a predicted model, not a curated record. NCBI's taxonomy places the organism in Eukaryota, Fungi, Ascomycota, Sordariomycetes, Amphisphaeriales, Pseudomassariaceae. The coding region runs from base 80 to 712 and encodes 210 amino acids.
GCUCCGUCCCCAAGUCACCUACCUGCCACCACCAAGUAGGUCCAGAAUCCAUCAAUGUAGCCCACUACAAACCGCCAACAUGUCGCGCAAACCGGCUGGGGUGAGGACCGAGUACAUUGAGACGGAAACGGGCAACAAGGUGGCCCGAAAAGCCAACCUGGUCGGCACCCAGCACAUUAUGCUCGGAGGCAAGACCGUCAUCAUGGCCGAUGCAAUGAUCCGUGGCGACCUGGCCCGCACCGCCCCCACUUCUUCGUCUUCUUCAUCCUCGGGAACUGCGCCGGGGAGCAAUACGGCCGUCUUCAUCGGACGCUAUUGUUUCCUGAGCAAGGGCUGCUGUUUACGGCCCCGGGACGCAUCUACAAGGGCGAGACAUGCUGACGACACCCCAAGCGCAUUCACCUACAUGCCCCUCCGCCUCGGCGACCAUGUCUUCGUCGGCGAGUCCGCCAUCGUCCAGGCCGCGGCCAUCGGGAGCCACGUGCAUGUCGGCAAGAAUGUCGUUAUCGGCGAGUUCGCCAUCAUCAAGGACUUCGUCCGGGUUCUCGAUGACACCGUCAUCCCCGCCAACAUGGUCAUUCCCAGCUUCACCGUCGUGGCCGGCCAGCCUGCGAGGAUCGUGGGCGAGGUGCCUGAGGGUGGACAUGAGGCUUUUGAGUUGAGGGAGCUGUAUCGGACUGUGGGGAAUAAUCCGCAGCCUGCUUCUGUCUGAAGGCUUUAACCACAGGCUCAUUGUAGUUGCACGAGGUUGUACACAUUUCCAUCCAUCUUCCAAGCUUGGACUCGCUCUUGCAUCGGACGUCAGCAUACAGUAUAUUAUUUGGCCCUAGCCUCAACUCUCAUAGGAUACAAUACAACGCCUAACAGUGUGCUUCACUGCUAAGCGAUCUUGAUCGUGGAAAGUUCGCCACCUUCCUCGAAAAGCCCUGGCCAGUCACGGAAGAAACAAACUUUGUAGUAUCUUCCGAGCCACCGUGCACUCAUCGGCUUGU